This is a messenger RNA of Frankliniella occidentalis (western flower thrips), 786 nucleotides long. RefSeq lists its product as uncharacterized. NCBI's taxonomy places the organism in Eukaryota, Metazoa, Arthropoda, Insecta, Thysanoptera, Thripidae. The transcript has 2 exons. The record is from RefSeq and is a predicted model, not a curated record. The coding region runs from base 1 to 705 and encodes 234 amino acids.
AUGAUUUCUUUAACUGACAAAACUCUUCUAAAAAAUCUUGAUGAUGAGACUCCUAAAGAAUAUGUAAAUUUCAUUAUGGAUGCCAUUUAUGACCCUACUGAAAUGGCCAUGAUGACUGCUAAUGGGAGGACCAAAGGAUCAACUAAAAUGGAUAAAAAAAUAAAAGUCAACUUACAUGCAUAUAUUCAGCAUAAAUUUAAAGGCCAAAAAAUUACAAGAAAGCUACUGAACAAAUUAAUUAAUGCCAAAUGCUAUUGUGAGAGGCGAAAACUUUGGAACAAGCAGAAGGCUCUUGGGGACUCUGAAGAUAUAGCUGUGCGUAAACCACUGAAAAAAUUUACAAGAGAUCCUAACAAACCACGAAAGGUGGCUAAUCCAGGGAAGAAAAAUAAGGAAAAGAAAAAGGCCUCAAAACUUCGUAGAGAAUCUAAGGGUGUUAGUCAGCAAGUAAUCCAACGCCAUCCCAAACAAAAGAUCAGUUUGGAUCGUAAUUCUCCUAAGAAGAACAUCACUCCCACCAAAUUUAAUAGAAAACCGUUCCAGCCUGCAAGCUAUUCAUCCCCUGCUUUUUCUCCGAUUAAGAAGAGUAUGCCAAAGAAGAAUGUUUUGAAGUCAAAGAGAGAGGAGGGUGAUAGACCUGUAACAGGAGGGAAAAGGCCUAGGCCCAUUUCGGUGAGUGUUUAUGCAAUAGUGAUGUGUAUCUGAUAUUUGUGUGUUCAGACAGCAAUAUUUCACUUUGUUGAUCCCAAAAUUAUUCCCUUCCUUUUUAUUUUUUGCAGGAAAUAU